Molecule: messenger RNA, 3239 nt
Organism: Plasmodium vivax (malaria parasite P. vivax)
Lineage: Eukaryota; Apicomplexa; Aconoidasida; Haemosporida; Plasmodiidae
Product: vacuolar-type H+ pumping pyrophosphatase, putative
Exons: 2
Coding region: 99-3239 (1046 amino acids)
Biological process (GO): proton transmembrane transport
Cellular component (GO): membrane
Molecular function (GO): diphosphate hydrolysis-driven proton transmembrane transporter activity; inorganic diphosphate phosphatase activity
Source: RefSeq, a predicted model, not a curated record
CCCCCAUCUAAGUGGGUACCCCCGGAAAAGACAAGCAGUAGCAACUGACGUGUUUGCAACCCACCCACUUGUCUGCGACCCACCUAGGGAAGGGCAAAAUGCUGCCCCUGCACGGGAACGGCAAGAGGAAGAGCCCCCCCAAUGUAAUGAGCUUCCUUGGGGGAGCCUACUCCAAGGGGAUCUUCCAAAGUGGAAAGGUUGGGGAUGUGCAAAAGGCACAAGGGGGGAGCCCCCCCCUGGGAGAAGCCCACUACGUACAGUGUGACGAAUACGAAGAUGAUGUAACGUCGUCGGGGUGUCUUAACUGGUACAUAAAUAGAUCGCCCAAGCAAAGGAUCACAAUUAACGUGGGAGUGUUUCUCUCAUUCGUAGCAGCGACGUAUGCAACCUAUCAAACGAUUGAAAAUGUGAAGAUGGUGUGCUUAGUGGGGCUCUCCCUCUACAGCGUCUUCUUCCUUUUGUUCGCCCUGCACAUGUUGAGCUCCGUGCUGAAGGACGAGUACGACGCGUAUAGCAGCGUGGGGGGGAGCGACGAUUGGACGAGUGCCCAUUGGAGGGGAGCCCUUCGGAAGGAUGCCAAUCGGAAGGACGGCGUGACGACCCACCAGAUUGGCGUCACUGCGGAACAUAUCAACCCUCCACAGAAGAAGAGCGAAGCGAUGCAGCUGAGUAGCGGUGACAGACGAGGGGAGGCCCACAACGCGGUGGCCCAAAGUGCGGCGGCCCAUGAUACGCUAUCCCACAGCGCGGCGGCCAAUGAUACGCUACCCCACGACGGGUACGAAGUGCUCUCCCUGGAUGACAUUGCAAAACCGAUAAAGGAAGGGUCAGAAGGAUUUUUCGCGGUGCAGUACAAUUCGAUUUUUAAAAUUUCUGUAGCCUUUACGACGCUUCUGCUGUUCCUCUACAUAGUGAGAGGAGAGUGCACAAAGUUUCCCCGCGAAAAAAGCUCCAUCGUGGAGGGAACUGCCGAGACGUACAUAGUAAUAUCACCCGUUGCGUACAGCGUAAUCACCUCCAUUUCGUUUCUACUGGGAGCUACAUGCAGCUCUGUGGCGGCCUACAACGGCAUUUACGUAGCCGUCCGUGCGAAUGUCCGUGUGGCUAAAGCGUCGACGUAUUCGUAUAGGAAAGCUCUAAUUACCUGUUUUAGGAGCGGAGCAAUAAGCGCCAUAGUGAACGUGGCGCUAGCCAUCUUUGGCAUUUGCUCAUUACUUCUGCUAAUAAGCGUUUUAUACCCCUCGCUGUCGUUCACAAAAUGCCCCCUACUGAUCGUUGGCUACGGGUUCGGAGCUUCCCUAGUGGCCAUGCUGUACCAGCUAGCUGGAGGGAUCUACACGAAGGCAGCAGAUAUAGGUGCAGACUUAGUGGGAAAGGUAGAAAAGAACAUUCCAGAGGAUGACGCCAGGAACCCAGCAGUGAUUGCAGAUUUGGUUGGAGACAACGUAGGGGACUGUGCAGGGCAGUGUGCAGAUUUGUUUGAAUCUAUAUCCGCCGAGAUUAUUGCAUCUAUGAUUUUGGGAGGAAGUUUAUGUGAAAAUGGAAUCAUUUCUGAGAGCAGGGCUAGCUAUUUUGUUCUCUUCCCGCUCUUUGUGCACUCGAUGGAUUUGUUGGUGUCUACCAUUGGGGUGUACCUUGUUCGGACGAGGAGCGACUACGCGAGUCCCCCCGCGGGGGGGAAGAGCCGUGGCGGUGGGAAGCGCCACGCGGGAGUGGAGGGGCACCCCCAUGUGGGUGGUCCAUCCGACAGUGGGGCGAUGCAAACUGGUGCAAACGAAAACGUAGUGAAGGCAAACGGAAACUUACUGAGGGAAAACGAAAACCUACUGGGGGCAAACGGAAACCUACUGCGAACAAACGAAAACCUACUGCGGACAAACGCAGACACAGCCUUGUCGACCCUGAGCGGGGGCCCCCACAACGAUGACGAACUGGGGAUGCUGGGAGAACAUUUGGAGAACCCCCUGAAGGUGAUGCUUCGAGCGUAUGUCGUUACGUGUCUGCUGGCCAUGGGCGGUUUUUUCUUCUUCUGCAAAAUGUUAUUUCUCUCGGGGGAAGACAGUCAAAAUGAUUAUUCGUGGAUUUACCUGUCCCUAUGCGGAUUGGUGGGCAUGGUUUGCUCGUACCUGUUUGUCAUCCUGACGAGGUACUACACGGACUACUCCUACCCGAAGGUUCGAAAGAUAGCUCAUGCGUCUUUGAGCGGUCCCGCCACUAACAUUAUUACGGGUCUGUACGUCGGCAUGGAGUCUACCUUCCUCCCCACGGUGGUCAUUUCGGUAUCUUUGUUGGCUUCCUACUACCUAGGGUUAGCAAGCAACGUGACUGGAGAUGGGCGUGCCAUAAAUGGGCUCUACGGCACAUCAGUAGCCACCAUGGGGAUGCUCUCCACAGCAGUUUUCGUUCUGAGCAUGUCUAAUUUCGGACCCAUAGCAGAUAAUGCAGGUGGAAUUGUUGAAAUGUCAAAUCAGCCUGAACACGUUCGAUUCAUUACAGAUAGGUUAGAUGCAGUUGGAAAUGUGACUAAGGCAAAUACAAAGGGGUACAGUGUUGGUUCAGCUGCUCUGGCAUGUUUUUUACUCUUCUCUGCUUUUCUUAGUGAAGUCUCCCUCCACACGAAGACACCUUUUACUACUGUAGAUAUAGCCAUGCCAGAGGUAUUCAUUGGAGGGAUUCUAGGAUCCGUUGUGGUGUUCCUUUUCGCUAGCUGGUCUUUAGAUGCAGUUGGAAAUACAGCCGAAGAAGUGCUCAAAGAAGUACGCAGACAGUUUAAUGACCACCCGGGGAUUCUUACCUAUGAGGAGAAGCCAGAUUACCACACCUGCGUUUCAAUUAUUAGUAGGAAGGCACUGAUCGAGACGAUUAAGCCGGGGCUACUCGCCCUUUGUGCACCCAUCAUAAUUGGGUUGGUUUUUAAGCAAAUUGGGAUGCUCAGAAAUAAUGGCUUGCUGGGAGCACAAGUCAUUGCUUCGUUUAUUAUGUUCUCCACGUCGACGGGCAUUUUGAUGGCCCUCUUCCUCAACAACGCUGGGGGGGCGUGGGACAACGCAAAGAAGUACAUCGAGUCCGGUUUUUACGGAGGGAAGAACAGCCCCGCGCACGUCUCCAGCGUGAUUGGCGACACGGUGGGGGACCCCUGCAAGGACACCGCGGGCCCCUCCAUCCACGUGCUCAUCAAGUUGAUUUCGACCAUCACCAUGGUGAUGACCCCCCUGAUCGCGUCCUCCCCGGAGAUGUAG